Theobroma cacao (cacao) is the source of this 1504-nucleotide messenger RNA. RefSeq names its product Ran BP2/NZF zinc finger-like superfamily protein. The record is from RefSeq and is a predicted model, not a curated record. NCBI's taxonomy places the organism in Eukaryota, Viridiplantae, Streptophyta, Magnoliopsida, Malvales, Malvaceae.
CUCCCUCACGCUAAUCUCCAGUCUUCUGUUAAAGGCCGUCGCCGCCCUUAUUUCGUAGGGCAAAAUCUCAAUUACCAUAAACACUCUCUCUCUGGCUUCGAAUCUUUAAACCAAACAGUCGUAUCUUCCCUUAUCUCCCUCUAUCGCUGCCGCCUCAAUGUCUCAGGUUGAUAACAGAAAUUCUUCAGCAGCCAAGCGUGCUAGAACUGAUGGUAGUCGUAGGGAAGAUGAUUGGACGUGCCCUAGUUGUGGGAAUGUCAAUUUUUCAUUUAGGACUGCUUGCAAUAUGCGCAAUUGCACUCAAUCCCGGCCAGCUGAUCAUAAUUCAAAAUCUGCAGCCAAGCCUGUGCAAGCCCCACAGAAUUACUCGUCCUCAGCUCCUUAUGUAGGUUCUGGUGCACCAUCUUCAAUGUAUCUGGGUGUGCCACCUUAUGGUUCUUCCCUCUUCAACGGUUCUUCAAUUCCGCCAUAUGAUGUUUCUUUUUCUGGAGGAUCAGCUUAUCAUUACAAUUAUGGCAGUCGUCUUUCUGGUGGCAGUCCCUAUCGGCCGCUGCAUAUGUCUGGACCACCUGCUUAUUCUAGUGGAUCUAUGAUUGGAAAUGGUAUUGGUGGAAUGUAUGGCAUGCCUCCUUUGAUGGAUCGGUAUGGCUUGGGGUUGCCCAUGGGCCCUCCUCCAAUGGGACCAAGGCCAGGGUUUUUUCCAGAUGAUAAAUUGCAGAAAAAGGGUGCCGAUGCUACACGUGAUAAUGAUUGGACAUGCCCAAAGUGUGGGAAUAUUAACUUCUCUUUCAGAACUGUCUGUAACAUGCGGAAAUGCAACACACCAAAGCCUGGAUCUCAGGCUGCAAAAUCAGAUAAAAAUUCAAAACAAAAGAUGCCUGAGGGGAGCUGGAAGUGUGAAAAAUGUAGCAAUAUUAACUAUCCAUUCAGGACUAAGUGCAACAGACAAAAUUGUGGGGCUGACAAACCAGCUGAGUCCAAAAAGUCCCCUUCACCAACAGCAAACGAAAAUGAUCAGUGAGUUCUAGGACAUGUUUGAGGGUUGAGAAGGUCCAGAGUUGUCGUCCAGCUUUGCUCAAUAUGGGUGUCUGAAAGUCAGUCUUGUCAUCAUCAUGUUGCAGCGGUUGUCAAGUUACUCUAUCUUCUCAUGAUCAGUGUCCAGUUGUUGUAUUCAUGCUGUGGUAUUUGUGGUCUUUAUGGAUCGUUGGUGCAUUAUGUGUCAGCCAUCUUAAUCUGCAAAAUAUUUUACAGGUUGGUUCUGGUUUCUAUUAGUUAGGUUUUGUACUUUGGAAUCAACUCAUCUAUUCUAGUGAGCAUGUUACUGUGGACUUAGCUUUGAUGCUAGUGGGGAAAGAUUCUGCAGGUUGCAUGUUUCUUGUUUUCAUUCAGUUUCAGAUUGUCUGUGUUGAGUUGUCAUUGUUUCAACAGAAAGCUUCUGUUAGAAGCAUAUGAAGUACUCAACUUCAUUAAUUAGAUUUAUGUCAGGUAAUGUGGUAGUAGGAAA